Messenger RNA from Heterostelium album PN500, 1113 nucleotides. Its product is annotated as class I SAM-dependent methyltransferase. NCBI's taxonomy places the organism in Eukaryota, Evosea, Eumycetozoa, Acytosteliales, Acytosteliaceae. Gene Ontology annotation, molecular function: methyltransferase activity. The coding region runs from base 1 to 1113 and encodes 370 amino acids. The record is from RefSeq and is a predicted model, not a curated record. Gene Ontology annotation, biological process: methylation. The transcript has 2 exons.
AUGAUUGGUAUAAAUAAUAUAAAUCUUAGUUCAGUUGGAAAGACAUCGUUGGUUGUCUCAAUGUUUAGAACAUUGAUUUCCAACAAACAUGUUAAAAACAUUUUAUUAAAGGUUGAAGAUGGAGCAGAACCUAAUAGUUCGAAUCUAGAGCAAAUUCAAUCGUAUUUACCUUUUUAUACUUUAAAUCCAUAUAUUUCCGAUAUACCAAAUGAAAUUACUAUAUUUGAUCCUAAAGAGUGUCAAGCAAUUUUGUGGGAGUCACUAGAUUUAGUUUAUUUUUUGGCACCAGAUUUAUUUAAAUCUAAAAAUUUUGUUAAUUUACUUCAAAAGCAUUGGUCAGAGUAUGAUCGUAGUAAAACUAAUGUUGAUGAAGUUCGACAGUAUAUCAAGAAUUGUCCUCCUCUGAAAGCAUGGUCAUUGGUUGCAAUCGAGAACAUAUCGGCAAGAAUAGCUCUUAGAACCAUGUUGAUUGAUGACCUGAUCCAGAGUUCGAUUGUCGGUCAAUUCAAACAAGUUGUAAUUCUAGGUUCUGGUUUGGAUAGUAGACUGCUUCGAAUGCCACUUGGACCAGAUGUGGUUGGAUAUGAAGUCGACUUACCCGAGAUUAUAGAGUUAAAAAAGAAACUACUACCUUUAAUAACCAAAGAAUGUCCUCCAACUUCCAAAUCUACAAAUCAUUAUAUAGGAGCAGAUCUUAAAGGUGACAGUUGGAUUGAGCUGUUAAAAUCAGCUGGAUCUUCAGAUUUCGACUCGACAAAGCCAACUCUUUGGAUAAUGGAAGGACUUCUUAUGUAUCUAUCUGAGGAUGAAACGAACAAUCUCAUAUCAAAUUGUAGCCAUCUAUCAUCUAGUGGUUCAACAAUGGUCAUUCAGAUCAUUGGUCAUGUUGACGGCGAAAAAGAUCCACAAUUUAGGAAACUAGUAAAAACUCUUCUUCAUGAGGAUGUCAGAUUUGAUUUCAAGAAAGCAGCUGGUUCAUAUUUAAAAGACAAUUCUUUCAUCUCGAAUGUUCAAGUCUACAAUGACAAUGAUAUAUUUUUCAAGUAUACUGGCUUGAACGAUCCGAAGUUGGAUGAUGGAUGGUCACAGUUUGCAAUUGGUUAUAAACCAUGA